AUGGACGCCUCCUCCCUCCGUAUCUCCAAGUUCGAUGGAACUAACUUCCACGCCUGGAAGUUCAAGAUGCAGAUGGUGCUGGAGGAACGGGACCUAUGGGAGGUCGUCAGCGGUGAGAUCAAGGUGGAACAGUGCGAGACUCAGUUGGACCAAGCGACGUACAAGCGGAAGUCAAGAAAGGCGAUGGCAGUGAUCUGUCUAGCCAUGGAAGAUUCCCAGCUACCGUUGGUCCGGUCGGCAAGUGGUGCAUGCGACGCAUGGUCAAGGUUGGAAGACCACUUCGAGAAGAAGAGUCUUGCCAACAAGCUGUUCUUGCGCCGUCGCUUCUUCACGACAAUGAUGGAAGAAGGCGACGAUGUGCUCGAACAAAUCAACAAGCUCAAGACGCUGGCGGAACAGCUAGAAGCAGUGGGGGCUCCAGUAUGCGAGGACGAUCUGGUGAUCACACUUCUCGGCAGCCUGAGUGACUCGUAUCAAUUCUUGAUCACAGCUUUGGAGUCGCGCUCAGACACUCUUAGCUGGGAGCUCGUGACGUCUCGACUGCUUCAUGAAGAAAUGAAGCGGAAGGAGCAAGGAAGUAAAGGUGAUGAAGCUUCGCAAGGUCAAGCGUUCAUCACAAGGGACAAUCAGCGCAAAGGGCGACCAGUGAAGAAGUCCUGGCUGUGCCACAAUUGCGGAAAGAUUGGUCACUGGAUGGCGGAGUGCCCCUCGCGCAUCCAAGAAAACACGGAGAGACACCGGCCACAGCGUGCUCAAGACAGCGGCGACCGCUAUCGAUCACAACGUGCAAACGUCGCUCAAGAAGAAGACUCGGGCGACUACCUCUUUUCGAUCGGUGAAACGACAUCUGCGAAAUCGAGCGACAUCUGGCUGGUCGACUCCGGGGCGACGCAGCACAUGACGUGCUCCAAGAAGUUCAUGCGGAACUACAAGGGGUUUGACGCUGUGGAUGUCCAUCUCGCGGAUGAUGGAAUCGUCCAAGCAAUCGGCAGUGGGGACAUUGUCAUGUCGAUGAAGACACCCCAAGGGAUGAAGAAAGGUGUGCUCACAAACGUGUGGCACAUCCCAAAGUUAUCCAGAAACCUGUUCUCGGUCGGCCGCUUCACCAAGGAUGUCGGCCCAGUGACGUUCACGAAGGAAGGGUGCUAUGGAGAAGCGAAAGGGACCAAGUGGAAAAUUGGUGCCCGUGAAGGUAAAGGACUGUUCAAGCUGCAAAUGACUCCAGUGGCGCCGGAACAAGCAAAUGCAGCCAAGUCGUCGGGAUGUCAAGGGGGCACCAAGUCGUACCUCUGGCACCUUCGGCUUGGCCACAUAGGUCACGAUGGACUCAAUUGCAUCGUGACGAAGAACAUUGGAAUUGGCAUCGACAUAUCUUCGGUGAAGAAGUGGGACGUGUGUGAAGGUUGUGCUCUGGGAAAACAGACUCGAGCGCGCUUCCAAUCAAACACUACAGCUCGCACCUCCAAACUCCUCGAAGUGAUUCACAGCGACGUAUGCGGACCGAUGUCGAUGGCAACUUUCAGUGGAAAACGGUACUUCGUGACAUUCAUCGAUGACAAGUCAAGAUACUGUGUCGUCUAUCUGCUCAAGAGCAAAUCUGAAGUUGCGGCGAAGUUCAUGGAAUACGCUGCGAUGGCCGAAACGCAAACCGGAAAGCGCGUGAAGUACCUUCAAAGCGACAAUGGGGGUGAAUACAAGUCCGACAAGCUGGCACGAUUCUGCGCGGAACGGGGAAUACAACAAAGGUUCACACCCCCAUAUACUCCUCAGCUAAACGGAGUAGCUGAGAGAAUGAAUCGCACGCUGGUCGAGUGUGCGCGUUGCAUGAUGGAACACGCUGGACUGGGAAAGAGCUACUGGGGUGAAGCAGUGAUGACGGCGAUGUUUCUUCGAAACCGCUGUCCAACACGUGCCAUUCACCAAGACAAGUCUCCAUAUCAAGUGUGGACGAUAAAGAAACCGAUUCUGGCCAACCUUAAAGUGUUUGGAUGCCACGCGUAUGUUCAAGUGCCUCAAGACAAACGCGCGAAGUUCGACUCCAAGUCAUCACUCUGUCGUUUCCUGGGAUACGCCGAACACCAGAAGUCAUAUCGAUUUGAGGAAGUGUCAACAGGAGCGAUCAAGAUCAGUCGCGAUGCCACAUUCAUGGAAGACAAGUUUGAUGAAGGUCCGUGUUGA
Peronospora matthiolae is the source of this 2178-nucleotide messenger RNA. The record is from the annotation of a GenBank genome assembly. Lineage: Eukaryota; Oomycota; Peronosporomycetes; Peronosporales; Peronosporaceae.